Molecule: messenger RNA, 3138 nt
Organism: Salpingoeca rosetta
Lineage: Eukaryota; Choanoflagellata; Craspedida; Salpingoecidae
Exons: 6
Coding region: 1-3138 (1045 amino acids)
Source: RefSeq, a predicted model, not a curated record
AUGGAGGCAACCUUCGUCACGACAUCUUUCCUGGUCCAAGGACACGCCAAGCGAUGGGAGACGUUUCCCGCCGACAGUAUCUGCGUGAGCCAGAAUGGCUUGGUCUUCCGCGACAGAGCCACAACGGCAACCAUGCAUGCCAUAGCGUCGUCUGAUGCCGCGCAGCACCUGGUGGCCCUUGGUUUGAAGAACAGCGCGCGGAUCGAGUGGCGCGCGGACCCUCAGAGCCCACUGGCCUACAAAGUGGAGUUUGCCACCCCGUCUGAGUGCAAGGAGUUCCUUCAUGUUGCCGCGGACAUGUUCCCAACGGCUUAUGGCGCCACAGCCGCGGAGGCCAAAGCAGCGCGGAAGAAGCUUCGCUUUCACCAAGGGCAGCCCGUGUGCCAGGAUUCGCAGCUGGAGGACUCACAGCCAGAGUCACAGACGGCAUCGCAGUGGGUGCUUGGUUCGGAUGUUUAUGGGCCACCGAGCAGGGCUCCAUCAUGGCAGUUGACGAGCCAAAUCUCAAACCCAACGUCAGCGCAUUCCAGUGAAACACAGCACACAGCCACGACGAGCACAUGCAGCACAGUGUCACAACCGUUGGCAGCGGCAAGAGAACCGGCGUUGUCCGUUGGCCAAGCGCAGGUGCCAGCAAUUCAACAACAACAGCAACAACAGCAGCAGCAACAACAACAGCAGCAGCAGCAGCAGCAGCAGCAGCAGCAACAGCAGCAGCAGCAGCAGCAGCAAGUGCAGAGCAGCUCGGUGUCAGCACCAAACUCCAUGUCUUUGUUGUCUCAGACGCCAGACAGCAGCACACAAGAACCGGCUCAUACGACAAAUACACUGGGCGAGCUUGAACCCUCAUCUCUUGUGGAGGACACGCAGCUGGCUGAGUAUGAUGCGCGAGGAACGUGGUUUUCGCAGGAGUUACCACUGCAACACAGGCACCAGCAACAGCAAGCGCAACAGCAACAGCAGCGAGUGUCCGACGCCAACACAGCCACAAACACAUGUUCGGCACCAGGAGCGCAGCAAGUAGCACGGCCAACGGCAGCACCAGCGUUGCAACAAUCACAAACAGGGCUCACACCUCCACCAGCACAACAACAACAACAACAACAACAACAACAACAACAACAACAACAACAACAACAACAACAACAACAACAACAACAACAACAACAACAACAACAACAACAACAACAGCCACCGGCUGAGCAGGAGGAAUCUGAUGAUGAUGACUCCGACACGUCCACCCAGCCGGGAACGCCGUCACUGCUCAUGUGCGGUGGCGUCGACGAUGGUGUCGGGGAGCCUGCAUCAACAGCACCGACAACGUCAACAACAGCAACAUCAGCCACCAGCACGACUGCGCCGACUGAAGUAAUGCAGGCGUACACCACAGCAGCAGUUGAAGGCGCACUGGGUCGCACAAGUGAACCAGCAAGAGCUGUUCACAUCCGCGAGGAUACAUCCAGAAUUAGCCCAAGAUCACUCUCACGACAGCAACAGCAGCAGCAACAGCAGCAGCAGCAGCAGCAGCAGCAGCAACAACAACAACAACAACAACAACAACAACAACAACAACAACAACAACAACAACAACAACAACAACAGCAGCAGCAGCAGCAGCAGCAGCAGCAGCAGCAGCAGCAAUCAGGAUCGAGUCACGGCAACUCCAUCAGCACCAGCAACGCCACCGCGACCAACAGCGUCGAGCAAACCGAGGAGGGGCAGACGCAGGAGCAGCGAAGCACGGGCUGCGUCACGACGCCGCAGCAGCCGCUUGCAAGAGGUGGCAGCAAGCCAGCCACCAGGCGGUGCCCAGGACCAGCAAAGCACCACGGAAGAACACGACGAGCGGCAGCAGACGCAAACAGACGACAGUCCGCUGCAGCAGCGAAGAAGCUCCGGCGAAGCGCGCAAGCCCGCACGGACGAAGCAGCUACCGCCAACAGCACCAGCAGCAGCAACAAGGCUGACAGCAACAGUGAAGGUGGUGGCGAGGAGAGUGAAGCAACCGUGGCAAGUCAGCCAGCCAAGUGGCUGAUCAGUCAGCGUGGGGGCGGUCGCAGGGUGAAGAAACUGCUGCGGCCGGGCAGCCGGCAAAGCCGCCGCCUGCAGCAACAAGCAGUGAUGCAGUUGCAGCAGCUCCAGGAACUGCAAGCGCAAGAGGAGGAAGAGCGACAGCGUCAGAUGCAGCAAGAAGAGGAGAGACGACAACGCAUCGAACGUCGGCGACAACUGCAGCAGCAGCAGCAGCAACGAAAGAUGCGACAGGCACAGUCGGCAGCGGCGACAAGUGCGGCGAGAGAAAUGGAAAGCCAGCCAAGUCCUAGGACAGGCGCACACACAACGGGCAGAGCGGCCGCGCGCAACGACAGGCAGACACCCGCGCAAACCUCGAGCACCACAGCGACCGUAUCGACGCAAGCAGCACCGCCAACGGCGCAGGGAGCUUGCACAAGCACCGCUGCACCUGUCACAGCCACAACUGGAACACAGGCGAGGCCGGCGAGCACACCAGCACAAGUAGCAAGCAACAAGAGCAGCGGCAAGAGCAGCAGCAAGGGCACCACGACUACAGCAGGACCGACUGCCACGAUGACAACGAUAAAGCCGACAGCAGCAAUAGCAGCAUCAGCAGCAACGCCAGCAGCAAGAGGAACAACAGCAAGUUCCUCUGCAGGCACGACCAAGCCGAAGAAGCCAGCGGCAAGCCGUCGAACACGCGGGGUGCAGGUAGCGGUGAAGGCGCCGACACGCACAUAUGGCGUGCAGGCGACAGCGGGCAAGGCCGGGUUGCCCGAGGAUGGGCAUAUGGCGUGUGUGCGGGAGCAGGGUCAAAUGAUGAGUGAACUGCGUGGCGAGAUUGAAGGCAUUUACUCGGAGUGUACAGCAGGCGGCGGGUUUGAGGUUGGAGAAGAUGACAUGCAAGAGCUGCGCAAGUCAUGGAUGACGGUGCUGGCUGGUCCCACGUUCCCGCUGCUGGUGGACAUGUGCAGCAGGGUUGUGAACAAGGGUGAUGUUGGUGGUGGAGAUGCAGGUGAGAAGCACGUGGACAUGGAUGCUGUGACACGCUGGCUGGAGCAGAGCCUCAACGGCAUUAGCAGCACAGCCUCACUCGCAAAGCAAGCACGAAAGAGGCGGUGA